Pipistrellus nathusii (Nathusius's pipistrelle) is the source of this 2052-nucleotide messenger RNA. NCBI's taxonomy places the organism in Eukaryota, Metazoa, Chordata, Mammalia, Chiroptera, Vespertilionidae. The record is from the annotation of a GenBank genome assembly.
AUGUCGUCCGACACCAUGAAGUUCAAUGGCUACCUGAGGGUCCGCAUCGGCGAGGCCGUGGGGCUGCAGCCCACCCGCUGGUCCCUGCGCCACUCGCUCUUCAAGAAGGGCCACCAGCUGCUGGACCCCUACCUGACCGUGAGCGUGGACCAGGUGCGCGUGGGCCAGACCAGCACCAAGCAGAAGACCAACAAGCCCACGUACAACGAGGAGUUCUGCGCCAACGUCACGGACGGCGGCCACCUGGAGCUGGCCGUCUUCCAUGAGACGCCGCUGGGCUACGACCACUUCGUGGCCAACUGCACCCUGCAGUUCCACGAGCUGCUGCGCACCGCCGGCGCCUCGGACACCUUCGAGGGCUGGUUGGAUCUGGAGCCAGAAGGAAAAGUGUUCGUAGUAAUAACCCUAACGGGGAGUUUCACUGAAGCCACUCUCCAGAGAGACCGAAUCUUCAAACAUUUUACCAGGAAGCGCCAAAGGGCUAUGCGAAGGCGAGUCCACCAGAUCAACGGACACAAAUUCAUGGCCACGUACCUGCGGCAGCCCACCUACUGCUCUCACUGUAGGGAGUUUAUCUGGGGAGUAUUUGGAAAACAGGGUUAUCAAUGCCAAGUGUGCACCUGUGUCGUCCAUAAGCGCUGCCAUCAUCUAAUUGUUACCGCCUGCACUUGCCAAAACAAUAUUAACAAAGUGGAUGCAAAGACCGCUGAGCAGAGGUUUGGAAUCAACAUCCCACACAAGUUCAGCAUCCACAACUACAAAGUGCCAACAUUCUGCGACCACUGCGGCUCCCUGCUCUGGGGGAUAAUGCGGCAAGGACUUCAGUGUAAAAUCUGUAAAAUGAACGUGCACAUCCGGUGUCAGGCGAACGUGGCCCCGAACUGCGGGGUGAAUGCGGUGGAGCUGGCCAAGACGCUGGCCGGGAUGGGCCUCCAACCCGGAAAUAUUUCUCCAACCUCGAAGCUCGUUUCCAGAUCAACUCUAAGACGACAGGGAAAGGAGAGCACCAAAGAAGGGAACGGAGUUGGGGUUAAUUCUUCCAACCGGUUUGGUAUCGACAACUUUGAGUUCAUCCGAGUAUUGGGGAAGGGGAGCUUUGGGAAGGUGAUGCUCGCAAGAAUAAAAGAAACAGGAGACCUCUAUGCUGUGAAGGUGCUGAAGAAGGACGUGAUCCUGCAGGAUGAUGACGUGGAGUGCACAAUGACGGAGAAAAGGAUUCUGUCGUUGGCCCGCAAUCACCCCUUCCUCACUCAGUUGUUCUGCUGCUUUCAGACCCCUGAUCGGCUGUUCUUUGUGAUGGAGUUUGUGAACGGGGGCGACUUGAUGUUCCACAUCCAGAAGUCGCGUCGUUUUGACGAAGCGCGAGCUCGUUUCUAUGCUGCAGAGAUCAUUUCGGCGCUCAUGUUCCUGCACGAGAAAGGCAUCAUCUACAGAGAUCUGAAACUGGACAAUGUGCUGUUGGACCACGAGGGUCACUGUAAACUGGCAGACUUCGGAAUGUGCAAGGAGGGCAUCUGUAAUGGCGUCACCACGGCAACCUUCUGCGGCACGCCCGACUAUAUUGCUCCAGAGAUCCUGCAGGAAAUGCUCUACGGGCCCGCCGUGGACUGGUGGGCGAUGGGCGUGCUGCUCUAUGAGAUGCUCUGCGGCCACGCGCCCUUCGAGGCAGAGAACGAAGACGACCUCUUCGAGGCCAUCCUGAACGACGAGGUGGUCUACCCUACCUGGCUCCACGAAGAUGCCACGGGGAUCCUGAAAGCUUUCAUGACCAAGAACCCUACUAUGCGCUUGGGCAGCCUGACUCAGGGUGGCGAGCACGCCAUCUUGAGACAUCCUUUCUUUAAGGAAAUAGACUGGGCCCAGCUGAACCAUCGCCAACUAGAACCGCCUUUCAGACCCAGAAUCAAAUCCCGAGAAGAUGUCAGUAAUUUUGACCCUGACUUCAUAAAAGAAGAGCCAAUUUUAACCCCAAUUGAUGAGGGACAUCUCCCGAUGAUUAACCAAGAUGAGUUUAGAAACUUUUCGUUUGUGUCUCCGGAAUUGCAACCUUAG